GAAACGGACGUGUGACUUUCCUUUAAUGCACCUAUGCACAUAUAUUACAUUGGCGAUCGACGGUUAAAUUAUGGACUAUUGAUGCGUGCAAAGACAUACGAGUGUUUUUUUUUAUUUGUUAAUGUUUGUUCGUAACGUGAUAAGUGCAUAUGAGUUAAACUACGGUGCGGUUAAUUGUGGGCCUGUGUGUAUCGCGGUACAUAUAAGUACAAAAUGUCGGUUGGAAAGAUCAAGGCUUUUGAAGUAGCUUCUGGUAAUUGGACAAUGUACAUCGAGCGUCUGGAGAUGUAUUUUAAAGCAAACGACAUUAAGGAAGAUGUACAAUUACCUACGCUAAUUGCAGUUAUGGGCACAGACGCAUACGAAUUGUUGAGAAAUCUAACCAGCCCUAAAAAGCCUGGGGAUUUGAAAUACACUGACGUCGUUAAAAUAAUGCAAGACCAUGUGGAACCUAAACCUUCAUUUAUGGCCGAGAGGUAUCGUUUUCGACUGCGGCGCCAAGGGGCAGAGGAAUCCGUGGCACAGUAUCUCACGGAACUCAAGAAGUAGUCGAAGCACUGCGAGUUCGACUCGUCAUCAUUAGAGGACAAUCUCCGUGAUCAAUUUACGUGUGGAUUAAAAAGUGACACUAUAAAACAACGUCUCUUUGCCGAGAAAAAUCUAACCUAUGCGAGAGCGGUAAGCCUCGCGCUCUCGUUGGAAGCGGCGGAGAGGGACGCGGCUACGGUAGAACGCCCGUGUGCGAGCGAGAGCACCGUAGGCAGAUCAGAUAUGGCGUCCGUAAAUGCGAUCACACCGGGACCACGUGGCGGAAAUAUAGGCAGUAAUCGGAACAACAGUGCCAGUGCUAGCAAUAUGCAGAACAAUGCGCCCAAAUGUGCAGUUUGUGGACGGCAAGACCACCGCGAAGCAGCGUGCCGCUAUAAGAACUUCACGUGUAGCAAGUGUGGUUCCGUGGGCCAUCUGAGGCGGGUAUGCCCGUCUUGGGGAUCGGCUAGCGGCAGUAGCGGCCAGGGAGCGCCCGGCGGGCGCGGGCCGGGCGCCGCCGGCAGGCGCGGCGCGGCCGCGGGGGCGCGGCGCGGGCGGCGCGCCCUGCACCACGUCCAGGCCACUUAUGAGACUCCAGGGGCCGACGAGGACAAUUCGUCGGAAACUGAAUUGGAAGAAAAUUUGCAUCACCUAUGUUUAAACGACUACAGACCGAUAUAAGGAGCUGUUUAGCGGCGGUUUGGGGCGGUUCACGGGCGGCAAGGCGACGCUUCGCGUGAAGGAGGGCGCGGCGCCGGUGUACUGUCGCGCGCGCCCGCUGCCCUACGCGCUGCGGGACCGGGUGGACCACGAGCUGGACGAGAUGCUGCGCAGCGGCGUCAUCGAGCCCGUCGACACCUCGGAGUGGGCUACGCCUCUGGUGCCGGUACGUAAAGCUGAUGGCGGAUUGAGAAUAUGUGCGGAUUACAAAAUCACAUUGAACCCGAAUUUGCUGAUCGAUAGGUACCCGUUGCCAAAGAUUGAUGAUUUAUUAGUAAGGUUGAAUGGGGCUCGCGUUUUCUCAAAAAUUGAUUUAACUCAAGCGUAUAAUCAGAUAGAAUUGGAUGAUUCGAAACAAUAUACGGUUAUUAAUACACAUAGGGGAUUGUUUAAGUACAAUAGGUUGGUCUAUGGUCUAUCCUCUAGCCCAGGUAUUUUUCAGAGAAUCAUGUCAAAUCUACUGAAGGAUAUUCCACAGGUAGAAGUUUUUUUAGACGACAUUUUAAUUGGUACCCCAGAUGUGGAAUCACAUUUAUUGAUAUUGGACAAGGUUUUACAGAAGUUACAUAGUCAUGGUAUGAAACUAAAAAAAGUAAAUGUUCCUUUUUUACGGAAGAAGUUCAGUACUUAGGGUUUAUUAUUUCUAAGGACGGCAUUAAAGCCGAUCCGGCCAAAAUUGAGGCCAUUGUAAAAAUUCCACGACCACAGAAUAUAACAGAAUUAAAAUCAUUUUUAGGCGUCGUCAACUUUUAUGCAAGGUUUGUAGCAAAGUUAAGUACUAUAUUAUCGCCUUUAUAUGACCUGCUUAGAAAAGGCGUGGCCUGGAAAUGGGGUAAACUAUGUGAAACGGCAUUUAAAACAAUCAAACAGGUUUUAGUUAGCGCCGAAGUACUGAUGCAUUACGAUCAGAACAAACCUCUAAUCCUCACGACAGAUGCUAGUUCGCGCGGAAUUUCUGGUGUGCUGACUCAACCCUGCGCCGGCGGCGGCGGCGGCGUGCGACCGGGCGCG
Molecule: messenger RNA, 2259 nt
Organism: Leguminivora glycinivorella
Lineage: Eukaryota; Metazoa; Arthropoda; Insecta; Lepidoptera; Tortricidae
Exons: 2
Coding region: 772-1209 (145 amino acids)
Molecular function (GO): nucleic acid binding; zinc ion binding
Source: RefSeq, a predicted model, not a curated record